GAGUGGCUAGACAAAAACAGAACUGAUGGUGAAGACCCAUACUGUUUCCACAGAACCAUUCCAAGGGUCACAUUUGGUGUGAAUGACGAGGAGAAGACGCUCGAAUCACUGGAGUUGACUCCUAGAUCGGCUCUCUUGCUCAAGCCUUACUCCAACUACGUGACUGCAUACGGUGGAUCACAAGCAAGCUCAUCAGGGAUAUUUGGCCGUCUGCUUGGUGGGCUGUCAUCGUUCUGG
This is a messenger RNA of Williopsis jadinii, 237 nucleotides long. It is a transcript of the gene UBX7, whose product is annotated as Ubx7p. The annotation marks the transcript as partial. The transcript has a single exon. NCBI's taxonomy places the organism in Eukaryota, Fungi, Ascomycota, Saccharomycetes, Phaffomycetales, Wickerhamomycetaceae. The record is from RefSeq and is a predicted model, not a curated record. Gene Ontology annotation, molecular function: protein binding.